Molecule: messenger RNA, 730 nt
Organism: Salvelinus namaycush (lake trout)
Lineage: Eukaryota; Metazoa; Chordata; Actinopteri; Salmoniformes; Salmonidae
Product: exocyst complex component 4-like
Exons: 5
Biological process (GO): Golgi to plasma membrane transport; chemical synaptic transmission; exocytosis
Cellular component (GO): growth cone membrane; synapse; exocyst
Source: RefSeq, a predicted model, not a curated record
GCUGCUGCUGGAACUGCUGGAGCUGCUGUUUGACAAGUUCAACGCGGUGGCUGCGGCCCACAGUGUGGUGCUGGCCCACCUGCAGCAGAUCGUGGUGUCCCCCAACGGAGCCCAGGAGGGCAUCAAGCUCUAUGAGCAAGCCGACGUCUCUGCUAAGAUCCAGACCGUGCUCCAGGUUCUGUUGAUGGACUACCUGGAUGUGAAGAACACUAAAAGUGCUGCCGAGCCCUCUGCCCAGCUCACCUACGCCAGCACCGGCAGCGAGUUCGCAGCCUUCUUCGCCAAGAAGAAACCCCAACGUGCCAAGCAGUCCCUCUUCAAGUUUGAGUCGUCGUCUCACGCCAUCAGCAUGAGUGCCUACCUGAGGGAACAGAGGAGAGAGCUGUACAGCAAGAGUGGAGAACUACAAGGUGGUGCAGAUGAUAACCUGAUCGAAGGAGGAGAGAUGAAGUUUGUGUGUAAACCUGGAGCCAGGAACAUCACAGUGAUCUUCCAGCCUCUCCUCAGGUUCAUCAAUGAGACGGAGCAGAACAUGGGUCCACCGGGCCAGGCCAAGCAGUGCCAGCUCCGGACCUUCCUGACCUACUACAUCAACGACCUGUUCCUGCACCAGGUCAGAACAGAGAUCAACAAGGAGAUCCAGGCCGUCAGCAAGACAGCAGAUCCACUGAAAGUCCUGGCUAGUGCCGAUACUAUGAAGGUCCUGGCGGUGCAGAGGCCCCUGCUGCAG